Messenger RNA from Auanema sp. JU1783, 3030 nucleotides. The record is from the annotation of a GenBank genome assembly. Lineage: Eukaryota; Metazoa; Nematoda; Chromadorea; Rhabditida; Rhabditidae.
AUGCCUUCAACAAGAAAUGAUGCAGCUGAUCAACUGUGGGAUGACAUAGAGACAGAGUUGAACAUCGAAACCAUUAAGGCUACUGCUGCAUUAAAUAAAUCUAAUCCAGCUGAUAAACUUAUUAACGUUUCUUCCUCUAAUGAACUCGAAGAUCAAUCUUCUAAUCCAUCAUGUUCAAUGUCUGAAGAAAACAAUUCUCAUUCGGGUGAUGUUUUUUCUCCAACUAAAAGGCUAGAAAAUGCAACGCAUCUAGUCCUAUUACAGAAAGAAACAUUUGGUAUGGUUGUGAGAAACAGAGUAGUCGAAUGUGAAGAUGUUCGGCUGCCACGUGGUACUAUCAUGAAACCCGUGAGUCGUGCUCAAGAUUUUGCCGCUUUGCUCGGUAGAAUGAAGCCAUAUUGCAUUGCGCUGGUGGAUAUUUUGGAUUCAUCCACCUUUGCCAUCAUCAGAGAAUCCGAUAUCAUGCGAAUCAACGACGAUCAAGCAUUAAUUCUAAUGGCCAUGUCAGCUGAGAAGCGUUUUCAACUUCAUAACGAUUUCGAACAUUUCGUAUUCGUGGAAGGUUUGAAAAAAGGAGAUCUAGUGAUGGUCAAUGCUGAACAGAACGUGUCGGAGGACAGUUUUCAAGGAAGGAUUAUCGAGAUUGUGGAAAUUGAGCAUCGAUAUGGUCUUUGGUUCUAUGUGGAACCAUAUGGAAUGAAUGAACAUGAAUAUUCUUCUCCUCGACAAGCCUAUUAUAAUGGGUCACAGCUCUCGAAACCAGCUUGGAAUUCGAUAGCCACUUAUGGAUAUAAGCCGACAAAGCCACCCACUGAAGUCCGCAAUGUGCCCAUCCGACGAGUAGAACAUCGUGUUGAAACUGUUUUUGAUGCAGAUAAUUCGUAUCAUAGACAUAGAGUGAAUGGAGAUGGCAACGAAUUCGAAAAAGAUCUUACCACAUGGGAUGGCGAGCUCCGCUCCAUAAAUGAUCCCAUGAGAGAAUGGCGAAAUUCUGGAGAGCAUCGAGAGAAACGACAUUCAACAACCCGACGUUCCAAUAAUAUCCCGAAUAAUCGCCCUAGCAGCUCUCAGCCGAGCCGAAGUCAAAGUGCACAUGUAGUCGCCGUUUAUGAUCGAACUUUUAGUGUUGAUGACAUAACGAAGACGAACGGAGCCAGAGUUGGAGAUCGUUGUCGUUGGAUUGACGGCGAUAAAUCCCAUUUGGGUUAUAUUCGAUUCAUCGGACAUCUGAAAGGGCAUUCCAAUCUAUAUGCUGGCAUUGAAUUCGAUGAUGCUAUCGGUAGAGGCACAGGUGUCUUUCAAGGUGAAAUCGUUUUCCAAACUCCGGAAAAUCGAGCUGGAUUCGUUCUUUUGUGCUCUUUAGUGAUUUUGUCAAGGCCUCGCUCGCAAGAUGGAAAUCAUACUUUCAAUAUGCGACAUAAACAAGCUUCCGCGGAGUCCUUAUCGGAUCCGUUACCUCCCCUCCCUCCACCUGUUCCUCCUGCUCCUCCUAUGCGCCCAGAGGACUAUAUGAUUGAUUCGUUCUCAGCGGAUAGUUACGUAGAAGUCUGCUAUCGAGGAGCUUGUCGUUCAGGAGUUGUACGAUGGGUUGGAGAAGCAUUGAGUGAGGAUAAUGAUCAUCUUCAGAAGAGUGCCAUAGUUGAAUUGGAUGAAGAUAUUCCAGCAGGAUGGAGGAUAGCGCCAUCUUCGAGCUCCAAAGUUUAUCAGAGGGCUGUUAUUGUGCCAACAUCGACGCUUCGAAGAGAUAGGAGAGUUCAGUCAAGUUCGGAAGUGGAUAUGCCCAUAAAGAUCAAAACUGAUUUUGGUAGUAUUGAUAGUGGAAUAGAAACUUCUCGUUGUGAGCCAUCGAAGAUUGUUGAUGAUUUGUUAGGUCGUAUGAAAGGGAUACAAGGACAUAGGAAUAGUUGUUAUAUUGAUGCAACUCUCUAUGCCAUGUUUGUACAAACAACAGCUUUUGACUUCUUAUUGGAAAGGCCAACACAACGGGGUGAUGUUCCUCAAUAUUUUGAAUUUGUUAGAGUUUUAUCCUCAGAAAUAGUAUAUCCGUUGAGAAAGUUUCAUUAUGUUCGAGCUGAUCAUAUCAUGAGAUUACGACAACUAUUAUCAGAAAUUCUUCCUCACAUUAAAGGGUUAACGAAUGAAGAGAAAGAUCCCGAAGAAGUACUGGGUGAAGUCUUCCGUACAAUUCUAAAAGCUAAACCAUUCCUUGAAAUAAUAAAUCUCAAAGAUAACAAAAUUGAUCGAACAUAUCUGUGUCCUUUGAUUGUGGAGGAUUGGCAAGGAGGUGUAGCCACAACACAACAUCUUCUUGAGCGUUCCAUGAAGGGUGCUGGUGUCAAGUUCGUCUUCCCUCCAAAGCUUCUCAUCUUACAGUUGCCUCGAUAUGGUCAACAAAAGGUUUUUGACAAAAUUCUUCCUCUUGAACGGAUUGAUAUUACGGGUCUUGUACAUAAUGCUGUGCAACAAUGCUUUUCGUGUAAUAAACCAGCAGAAGGGAUGUGUCCCGAAUGCUUCUUGUGCAAAAGAGUUUUCCUUACAGAAGUCUCUUUUUGUGUGAACUGUUUUAAAAAGAACCAUCUAAAUGCUGGUGAAGGUGAUCAUCAUAUGCGGGAAUUCUAUCCAAGUGCUCGUCCAGUCAAAAAGGCUCAUGUUCAUAAAAUGACUUUAUCUGCUGUUCUUUGUAUCGAAACGUCUCAUUAUGUGGCAUUUGUUCGUCAUGCUAGCACUGGCCGCUGGCUAUUCUUUGACUCCAUGGCAGACAGGGAGGGCUUAAGUGAAGGUUUCAAUGUGCCCAAAGUGUCUGAAUGCGAAAAGAUGUCCUGGUGGCUAUCAAGCGCUGGCUGGGAUAAGCUACGUAUGGCAGACCAAAUUGGAUGCACUAAUACUCUGUUUGGUAAAGGAAGUGACAUGGAUCCACUAGUAACACGCUUGCUUUCUGACUCAUACAUCUGCUUUUAUCAAGAAGAAUCUUUUCCACAAUCAACAAGCACUAAUUUAAUAACCAAUGUCCUACAAAAAAUGAAAAUGUAG